Neohortaea acidophila is the source of this 306-nucleotide messenger RNA. RefSeq names its product bola protein. The transcript is spliced from 2 exons. Bases 1 to 306 code for a protein of 101 amino acids. Gene Ontology annotation, cellular component: nucleus; cytosol. Gene Ontology annotation, biological process: intracellular iron ion homeostasis. Gene Ontology annotation, molecular function: 2 iron, 2 sulfur cluster binding. The record is from RefSeq and is a predicted model, not a curated record. Lineage: Eukaryota; Fungi; Ascomycota; Dothideomycetes; Mycosphaerellales; Teratosphaeriaceae.
AUGGCCGCAAACACAGACGCCGCAGCAGAACAAACCCAAGCCUCAACAGGCAUAACCCCAGCCACCCUCUCCCGCACCCUCGAACAAAAACUCUCCGCAUCGCACGUCGACAUUUCCGACUUGUCCGGCGGCUGCGGCCAAAUGUUCGAAGCAAUCAUCGUGUCCCCCCAGUUUGCGUCCAAGACGACGCUUGCGCGGCAUAGGUUGGUGAAUGGGGUGUUGAAGGAGGAGAUUGCGGCGAUUCACGCGUGGACGCCAAAGUGUUUCACGCCGGAGGAGUGGGAGAGGAAGAAGGGCGGGGGGUGA